Messenger RNA from Cavenderia fasciculata, 2109 nucleotides. RefSeq lists its product as uncharacterized. The record is from RefSeq and is a predicted model, not a curated record. The coding region runs from base 1 to 2109 and encodes 702 amino acids. Lineage: Eukaryota; Evosea; Eumycetozoa; Acytosteliales; Cavenderiaceae. The transcript has 3 exons.
AUGGAUGGUGAUAAAAAGAAUGUAUCAUUCAAAAGGAUUAUAAACAAUCAAUAUCUAAGAACAAAGAUAUUCAAAUAUGUUGAAGAUAUUCAUGAUGGUAUACUGGAACGACAUGAAAUCGACCAUGAUACAACAAAGGAUGUUUCUUUGGUUGUAAAGAUACCACAAGUAACAACAUUGGAAGAGUUUAUUAGAAUCAAUCGUAUAGACUUGUUUAUCGAUCAUUUCGAUAGAGUUUAUGAUGCAAUGAAACAAUAUUCAAUUGGAGGAAAAGUGGAUCAUAAUGAUAUAUUUAAAUCUAUAUUAAUUAGAAUAUUUAAAAACGAUCAUUCAGAUGCAUUGGACUUUAUAUUGGAGAGAUUGACAUUUGAUCAUCGCACUGUAAUGUCUGCACUUCAAUUGGAAAAGUCAAUGUCGAUAGAGAUGUAUCAAGUUUUAAAGAAACGAAACUAUCACAUCAUUGUCAAUAGCAACAAAAAGGAAGAAUUUGUAUUCAUCAAGAGUAUGAUCUAUUGUCACAUCAAAUCAGGUGACAUUGCAAUAUUAAUGGAAUACGAUAUUGAUUGUAGAUUAUCACUAUUUAUGGUUGCAAUUGAAACAUCAAAUCAAGAAAUACUGCGGCGGAUCAAAGAUAGUUUUAAAAGUCUGGAAGAGUUUCAAGACUUUUAUCAUGUAAAGAAUCAGACGAUUGAAAGAUGGGCAACGAUGGAUACGUUAAAGUUGAUUGAAUACAAACCGCCACUAUCGUUUGAACACCACAAUCAACCAUCGACUGAACCAUCUCAAUUUGGAAAUGUGGAUUUUCUCAAAUACAUUUAUAACAUUGGUCGCGACGACCAUGCUUACUUGUAUCAAAAGCCACAUCUCUCUGUAUCACUACAAUACGGACAAUUAGAUUGCGCACUCUUUUUGAUAGAAUCCCAUUACUCUGAUAUCAAGGUGAGUGGCACAAUUGACUCAACCAUCAUGUCAUUGGAUUUGGUUCGUCGAUUGUUUGAAUCACCAACCAUCCAAAUCAACAACCUUGACGAGUUGCUUGGGUCGAUUGUAAAGGCAAACCAGCCAGAUACUUUGGCAUACGCUCUUACAUUUGACAUGGAGAUGAAUAGUAUCUAUCAAUUAGUGAUACCUUCACUCCGUUUUGAAGAUGCAACCAUGACCAAGAUGCUUUUGGAUCGGUUCACUGAAAUAGGACCGACUCAGUUUAGCUUUUUAUCCGAUAGAUUCACGGCUAUCCAACCACAACCGCUGGAGCUGUUGUAUGCGAUGGGCCAUUCCCUUAGGACUACUCCUCAAUUCCUAGUCAUGUAUCCACCAGAGUGGGACGACACUCCACUCUCUUCCCAAAUCAUUCAAAUCGUCUCCUAUUAUCAACCCAUUCAUGAAACGAUUCCACCAUGGGUUAUCAUGACACGGUACACCCAAUACGACGAUAACAUCGAGUUGUUAAAAGAAGCCAUUUCACAUGUCCAAGACAAUUCCACAAACGAAACGAUAUGCAUUCUAUUGGAGAUAGCAUGUAAGAAUGGAUUGAUCAAAGUGGUAGAAUGUAUUCCUAGUUUGUAUGCUUGGGAAAAUGGAUCUACAUCAAUCUUUCAAACUGCUGUUGAUAAUCAACAAUAUCAAGUUGCCUAUUAUUUGGCAGAAACAUUCAUCAAAACCUUUGCCGGCAAGGUGGACCAAAGUCAUCUAGUCAAUACACCACAAUUAAUAUUGGUCGCGUUAAAUAGAGUAGAUGACGAUCGAGCAUUCCAAACUCUUUGGAAUAUUUUCAAACCAUUCACAACCAAUUCUGAACUAGUCUCUAAUGCAUUGGGAUCUUUGUUAAAGGUCAAUCUAGCCAACCGACAUUUAACAACGAAUCGAUUGGAUCGAAUGAUCGAACAGUAUGGUCAAUUUUACAAUGGCUGUGAAAAAGAUGAAUAUCAAAUGAAACCAUUACAAUUGACCUAUCAGUCCUAUAGAUCCAACGUCAAUCACAUCCUCACAAAAUAUCUAAACUCGACAAAGACAACUAAAUUUUUAGAGCUUAAACAAUUUGAUUAUUCAGAGUAUUAUAGACAAAACAUUAAAUUGUGUCUCAUCCCUCCUCAACCAUUACUUGAAUAA